Trypanosoma conorhini is the source of this 1248-nucleotide messenger RNA. RefSeq lists its product as uncharacterized. The record is from RefSeq and is a predicted model, not a curated record. The transcript has a single exon. NCBI's taxonomy places the organism in Eukaryota, Euglenozoa, Kinetoplastea, Trypanosomatida, Trypanosomatidae. The coding region runs from base 1 to 1248 and encodes 415 amino acids. Gene Ontology annotation, molecular function: protein binding.
AUGCAGCGCCCGCUGCAUGGGGAUGCUGAACCGCUCGGCAUUCGUGUUGCAGCCAGGAGUAACAGAGUGCGCGCCAAACAAAAGGCUGCUGUGAGACCACAUGCGGCGGGGGCGGGAGCUCAGGUGCCCUUGCGCAGUCGAACGCUUGUAGCGCCACGGUUGCAGCUGCGCACCUACCAUGACAACGCAGCGAUGCGUGAGGCGCUGGAGCAGCUAAAACAGGCAUGUGGCCUCUUUCCUCUUGACGAGGUGGAAGAAAUGGAAAAGAUGAACCCUACGCAUGCCAUUGCUGGCUCCGCACACCCGCAACUCAACCAAAUGCCUGGUCACGUGAUUGUUCAGUGUUUCACGUAUUGUGACUUGGACUCGCUUUGCGAGUUGGGGUGCGUCAGUCGCCGUUUUGCCGCCCUGUCCAACGCUCACCUUUUAUGGGAAGUUCACGCCCGCCUGCGAAAUGUGUCAAUGCGUGCGCCGGAAUCUGCCCGAGAAGAUCUCCGGCGCGCGGUGGUGGAGCGGCACGAGAGGUGGCAGGCGGAAGUAGAGCGGCAUGAACGCGAAUACGAAGCGCUAGAACGCCGCUUGCGUGAGCGCACUGCCGCUGAUCUCGCCGAUCCAAUAGACGUGGAGGCUGCCCUCGCAAGCACUCAUCCUAGAGGAUUGCUUGGGAAUCACGGCGACAGCCGAGCGGCUCACAGCGCUGCAGUUAUGCAGGAGCUCUCUGCGCAAUUGGAACAACUUGAGUCGGUGAAACUAGAUGUACUUCGCGGCGUCCGCGAAUUAAAAUCGGCGCUGUCCCAGCAGCAGCAGCAGAUUGAAGAGUUGCAGAAGAGGGUGACCGAGACUGGGGAGACGGAAGACGAGGAGGGUAACGCCACAACCGCAAACGAAGUAAAUGGGCUCACCUUUUUGACUGUUAGGGCCUUUGAACGCCGUAUCUGCCGAAUCGUGUUGGGUGUCGACAGUGAUCUUCCUCUUGUGCUGAGAAGAGGAAUCGACGAGUUUGGCACCAUGGAACUGCUGUGCCUCCACGGUGCUGGUGAUGUGGGGCGACGUGUGCGGCAGCGUUGGGCCGCCUUCAAGCGAUUUUUUCCCCCAAUGUCGGAAGAUUACGGAACCGUAAGGGCGUUACUUAUGGCUGGGGAGUCACCGUCUUCAACUCGAGCGCGCGAAAGCCUGGCCCGUCUAGGGGGUGUGAUUCGCCGUGUGCAGCAGAUGACAGACAACGAAAUUGUGCAGAUUAUUUUGUAA